AUGAAUAGUACUAGUACUGGCACAGAUUCCAGACAGAGUCCCAAUCCCAUCGUCUUCUUCGAUGUCGCUCUUGGUGGAGAACCCCUCGGUCGCGUCAAGUUUGAGCUUUUUGCGGACGUGACACCGCGGACUGCAGAGAACUUUCGUCAGUUUUGCACUGGAGAAACCAAGAAUCACCAAGGUCGGCCGCUUGGCUAUAAAGGGAGCAAGUUUCACAGAGUUAUAAAGGAUUUCAUGAUCCAAGGAGGUGAUUUUAUCAAUGGCGAUGGGACAGGUUCAGCUACCAUUUACGGGACCCCCAAGUUCGCAGACGAAAAUUUCAUUCUCAAGCAUGACCGUCCAGGCUUGCUAAGCAUGGCUAAUUCGGGGCCGAAUACAAAUGGAAGCCAGUUCUUCAUUACCACAACCGCAACCCCAUUCCUGAACGGCAAACACGUUGUUUUCGGCCAAGUCUCUGAAGGGAUGGACAUUGUGCGAAUGAUUGAGAACACUCGAACCACGAGAGAUAAACCAAACCAAGAUGUCACCAUCAUCCAAUGUGGAGAGAUGUAA
Messenger RNA from Aspergillus calidoustus, 552 nucleotides. The record is from the annotation of a GenBank genome assembly. Lineage: Eukaryota; Fungi; Ascomycota; Eurotiomycetes; Eurotiales; Aspergillaceae.